Molecule: messenger RNA, 2795 nt
Organism: Dromiciops gliroides (monito del monte)
Lineage: Eukaryota; Metazoa; Chordata; Mammalia; Microbiotheria; Microbiotheriidae
Gene: SERINC4
Product: serine incorporator 4
Exons: 12
Coding region: 335-1855 (506 amino acids)
Cellular component (GO): membrane
Source: RefSeq, a predicted model, not a curated record
CAGGGCCCCAGGAAAUGAAGUCAAAUCCUAAACCCAUUAACAAAAUUAAUCCAGCCCGAGCCAGAUAUGCAAACUGCCCACCUAAUCUGUGGAUUGACCAGGGGCCCUUGGGGGCAAAGGGAGGUGGGCCCGGAGUGGUCACGAGAAGGCAGCACCAACACAUUCACACAUGCAUGUACGCAUGUACACAGUCCAGGAGAUAGGGCAUUGCCGGCUUGCUCCUCCUGGCCAGGCCGGGCCUGGAUGCUGAGGAAAUCUCUGCUACUGUAAAGGACAGUCCCUUCUUUUUUCCUUGCCGGACGCCCUAAGUAGACCUCUGGACCCUAGGGCAGGGAUGGUAGGAGUGAAGGCUCCUCCCAGAAGCCCUAAUUCAUCUCUGAACCCGGCCCAGCAGUGGAGCUCGAUCAACAGUACUCUGGGAAGAACUCUCUUAUACCAGGCAUCAUGCUGCUGUGGUCCUGCCCCCUGUACUGGUUGCUGCUACCCUGGGUUGCCCCCUCUCAAGGAAUCUACCAGCAGUCGACUGCUCUACACCCUUCUACAUGUGGGGGCCUCAGCCACCUGCUGCCUCCUGCUCUCUCGAACAGUCCUGGACACCCUCUGGGGCAAAGUAUUGAUACCCUCUGGGCUAUGUAGUACUCCCUCUGGGCAGGAUGAGUGCCCAAUACCGAGUGGCUCUGGGGCAGUGUACCGAGUAUGUGCUGGCACUGCCACCUUCUACUUGCUGCAAGCUGUGAUCCUGAUUAAUGUCAACUCUUCUACCAGCCCCCGGGCUCGGCUGCACAAUGGCUUCUGGCUCCUGAAGCUGCUGGUCUUGCUGGGGCUCUGUACUGCUGCCUUCUACAUCCCAGAUGAGCAUAUCUUUCCAGCAUGGCACUAUGUGGGUAUCUGUGGAGGCUUCGCUUUCAUCCUGCUACAGCUGGUACUCAUCACAGCCUUUGCACACACCUGGAACAAAAACUGGCUGACAGGGGCUGCCCAGGACUGGCGCUGGUUUGGGGCAGUGCUGCUGGCCACGCUGGUUUUCUAUAGCAUAGCUGGAGCGGGAGCAUUCCUUCUAUUCCACCACUAUACCCAUCCUGCUGGCUGCCUGCUCAACAAGGCUCUUCUCAGCCUGAACCUUUGCUUCUGUGGCAUCCUCUCCCUCCUCUCCAUCACUCCCUGCAUCCGCCUCAAACAACCCUGCUCUGGCCCCCUACAAGCCUCCAUCAUUAGCUGCUAUAUCAUGUACUUGACUUUCUCUGCAUUGUCCAGCCGGCCCCCAGAUAGGGUGUUACUUCGGGGACAGAAUCGUACCAUAUGCCGGCCUAGUGUGAGCAAGGUAGGAGCACAGACACUGGACACCUCUCUGACCAUUCUGAGUGCCGGCAUCAUGUAUGCCUGUGUGCUUUUUGCCUGUAAUGAGGCUUCCUACCUGGCUGAGGUGUUUGGCCCUUUGUGGAUGGUCAAGAUUUACAGCUAUGAGUUUAAGAAGCCCUCCAUUUGCUUCUGCUGCCCAGACAAUCUCUCACCAGAAGAGGGAGGGCCCGAUGGAGAGGAAGCAGACUCAGGUGCACCACAAACACCUCAUCGACUCUCCUACAGUUACUCUGCUUUCCACUUUGUCUUCUUCCUCGCUUCACUCUAUGUUAUGGUCACUCUCACAAACUGGUUCAGUUAUGAAGGAGCAGAGCUGGAAACCACGUUCACAAGAGGUAGCUGGGCUACCUUUUGGGUCAAGAUCGCUUCAUGCUGGACCUGUGUACUACUCUACUUGGGAUUGCUACUGACUCCACUUUGCUGGCCAGCCAGUGGACCCACUCAACCUGUUCGUGUUGUACGUCGUCGAUGCCGUCGAAUCCAUGUCUCUACUUAGCUGGAGUCUAUCAGCUGUUCUGCCCCCAAUAAUACUGGACCGAGGAAACAGGACACAGCCAAUUACAAAAACUAGGGUUUUUUAGCUCUAUCCUUUGGAGCUAAGGGCAGAACAGCAAACACUGCGAUUAUGCUGUUUUGGGAUAUGAUGGACAUGGCCCUGGCCACAACUCAAUCCAGGGAGGAAGAUCUCCAACUCUCUGGGCCAGCAGCUCUUGGCAAAGAACCGACUCCCUAGAGUCAGCAGCUAAACACCUGCUAUCCACCCCCACCUAACUUCUCAGAUCUCAGCCCUCUAGCUGGAAGGGAGGAAAACUGGUCAAUAAUACCAGACGGAGGGGGAGUGGUAGGGGAAGGGAGAGAGAAAUUAAAAACAGAUAAAAGAGAGAAAUAGAGAAAACACACUGUUCUGCUUUGGACAAAGGAAAGUAAAAUUGGUUCUGGAAUUAGUGAUGCAGUCAAGGAUUAUAGCCUCCAAAAGCAAGCUUGGCCCUCAAGAAAGCCCUAGGGCUAAGGGAUAGGGGCUUUGCCAAGUUUCAGUUAUGAUCUUGGGGACAAAAGGAUCAUCCUAAUCUUUGAGGAAUGACUGCCACUGGAGGACAGACAUACCAGGUGAUUGAGCAAAUUAAUUUCCUACUGACCAGGCAGACUGAGGAAGAAGGCAGGCACAGAAAGCAACACCCAAGAAAACUACCAUUACACAAUGAACUUGACCCCUCUCUUGCCUUGAGCUAAUUUUCAGAAGCAAAUUUAGAAGAGGGGAAAAGUCAAAAGUAUAAGGAAGACAAAAGAAAAAGAAAAUGACCUGAGGCUUAGGGGUCUUCAGAAUUUCUCCACACACAACUCAGUGUGGUCAAUAUAGAAUAAAGGUGCUUUUUUCUAUAAUCUGCUUCUUCCCAUCAUUUAUAUCAAGCUUCAAACCAACUUUUUAAAUGUUUCUC